Sclerotinia sclerotiorum 1980 UF-70 is the source of this 642-nucleotide messenger RNA. RefSeq lists its product with no specific name. The record is from RefSeq and is a predicted model, not a curated record. NCBI's taxonomy places the organism in Eukaryota, Fungi, Ascomycota, Leotiomycetes, Helotiales, Sclerotiniaceae. The transcript has 8 exons. The coding region runs from base 1 to 642 and encodes 213 amino acids.
AUGGCUCAGAGGGAAUCAUUCGUCCUGAGCAGCUGUCCUUCCUCCUCUCAAAGUGAAACAAAUAUAUUGGUGGCACGUUCAUUCGAAUUCGAGGUCCUCCGUCACCACCUCUUACUCAAGUUUCGAGCAUUACUACCCGUCUCAGCCACAGAAAAUCAAACGCCUGAAGAUGCAAUCAUCAACAAGCCAUGGGAGUGGAUCUGGUUCUCUGGAGAAAAUGAAUAUUUUCAAUUGUCACCAGACGAAGAUAAUAUUGCCCCCGUCGUCACGCAGCGGGGGGAGGAGGUUUGUGAGGGGGCGGUAGUGAAGAUUUCCAUUCCAGAGCAAUACAAACGGCGAUGCAAUCUACUUGCCAGAACCGGAAAUGCAAAGCCAUGUAAAUGUGAAUAUGCUGCUGGGGCUAUUGUGGUCGGGUUUACAAGUCAUGUGACUGAGAAGAAGAAGUCUAUGAGGGGAUAUGGCAGUGGUGCAGUUGUGGGCAUUCCAACAGACUUUGAAAGGAGGAAAAUCACAUCAACUCUUCACACUCUUCUAUUUCUGCCAAUAGGAGCUACGAAAAUGAUAAGUUUCAACAAUGGUCUCUGUGAGGUACCUCAAGAAUUGGGGGUUUGUUCGAAAAAAGCUUCCUCUCUAAAGGCUUAG